AUGUUUCUCCAGACACCAACAGAAAAGACACUCCUCACAGCUACUCUUACAGCUCUACUAGCUCUCUUACUCUAUACUAGCAGCAGCGCACCGGCAACAGCUCCCCAGCUUUUCAAAACCUCUAUUCUAGGCUCUUUAGCCAAUUUGACAGCUUCCGCUACCCAGCAAAACCACUUUCUCUUCGCCAACGAAAUGUCGGUUCCCCGCGCCAUCCGCAAGGUCUUCCUUGCCAUUGAGCAGGCCGAAGGCCAAGGCGCCCGCGUCAGACGAUCUAUUGGAACACCCAACUUGCGCAAUUUCUCGCCUUUUCUGAUGCUCGACCAUUUCUCUAUUAAGCCAGGUGCCGGAUUCCCCGACCACCCGCAUCGCGGCCAAGAGACCAUCACGUACCUCCUCCAAGGAGGAGUUGAUCACGAAGACUUCGCAGGCAAUAAAGGCACUAUUUACGCAGGUGAUUUACAGUUCCUAACGGCCGGCAAGGGCACGAUGCACGCCGAGAUGCCUCAUCAAAACCCUGAUGGUAGUGCCAAUGUCGGAUUACAGCUAUGGGUUGACCUGCCCAAGGAGCUCAAGUUCUGUGAUACAAGAUAUCGCGAUCUACGAGCUUCUGAGAUCCCCUCGGUGGACGUCGAUGACGGCAAGGCCACUAUUAAGGUCAUUUCUGGCCAAAGCCACGGAGUCGACUCAGUCAAGGAGCUUGCCUACACCCCCGUUUGGAUCCUCGACGUUCUCCUCCGCCCCGGCGCCAAGAUCUCGCAGCCUCUCCCACACGGAUGGAACGCAUUCUCCUAUGUUCUUGAAGGAGAAGCCGUCUUCGGCAAGGGAGACGCUAGCAAAAAGGUCGAACAGUACCACAACGUUGUCUUUGAACAAGAAGGCGACAUUGUGGACCUCGAGAACACUUCCGACAAGGACGCUCGCCUCGUCCUCGUCGCCGGCACACCUCUCGACCAGCCCGUUGUCCAGUACGGCCCAUUUGUUCUCAACACAAAGGAACAAGUGUACCAGGCAUUAUCGGACUACCAGACCUUCUCCAACGGCUUCGAAAGAGCUAAGGAUUGGGAAAGUGAAAUUGGAAAGACAAUGCGUCAUUAA
This is a messenger RNA of [Torrubiella] hemipterigena, 1095 nucleotides long. NCBI's taxonomy places the organism in Eukaryota, Fungi, Ascomycota, Sordariomycetes, Hypocreales, Clavicipitaceae. The record is from the annotation of a GenBank genome assembly.